Ilex paraguariensis (yerba mate) is the source of this 579-nucleotide messenger RNA. NCBI's taxonomy places the organism in Eukaryota, Viridiplantae, Streptophyta, Magnoliopsida, Aquifoliales, Aquifoliaceae. The record is from the annotation of a GenBank genome assembly.
AUGUUGGCGGUGGACGUUGACAAUGACAAGAUCAAGCACCUUCUUGAGCCACAAGGUGAAGCCUCUCUUCCCUGGCCUGAUCGGAUUCAGUUCCACCGCCUCAACAUCAAGAACGAUUUUUGCCUCGAAGGAGCUGCAACAGGAUCAGGGGCAAGCUUUGGGACAGCAUCUAAAGCGAGAGCAAAAAGUCGCACUAGCCGACGCUAGUCACAUCCUCCUCUGUUGAUGAUAAUGCAAACAGCCUAUUUAGUGCUCAAUGACUACUUGCCAAUUACCAUCAGAUAUUUACUGAAUCACAAGGUUGAUGAUCAAAUUCAUAUUUCAAGUGACACAAUUUCCCCAUUCAGGUGUCUUUCCUUCUGAUAUCUAAUUUGCAUGAAGGUGCUCUGAGAUUCAUAUUAUUGUAACAUUGUGUAUUGACUUUGGGUAGAUGUUUUGUUGGUGUAGAUUUUUGUGACGAAGAAUUUGUAGCUAUUGAUCCAGCAAAUGAGAGUUUUAUUGGUCAUGGCUCCUUAUUAAAUAAACCUAUAUUGAAUUAUUGGAAAUGUGUGUAUUAACAUUUUCCAUCCAAUUUCUGAG